Molecule: messenger RNA, 564 nt
Organism: Aspergillus chevalieri
Lineage: Eukaryota; Fungi; Ascomycota; Eurotiomycetes; Eurotiales; Aspergillaceae
Gene: CSE4
Product: histone H3 family protein
Exons: 2
Coding region: 1-564 (187 amino acids)
Cellular component (GO): nucleosome
Molecular function (GO): DNA binding; structural constituent of chromatin; protein heterodimerization activity
Source: RefSeq, a predicted model, not a curated record
AUGCCACCAAAGACAGGAAAAGGCCACAAGAUCAUCUCAGAACCGCGAUCGCGACCCAGCGCCGGCGAUGGAGAAGCAGGUCCAUCAUCAAAACCGCAACAAACCGCGUCGCCAGCAAACAAAAGGAGGCCAAAGGCAUCCGGAGAAGAAAGAGAAGGCAAGCGGCCAUCGGGAGUAAUAAAGACGACAAAGGCAGCAAAGACAUCAGACGUCCAACCCGGCGACCCAACCCCCCAAGGCCGUCCACGCCGCUACAGACCUGGAACUGUCGCUCUGAAAGAAAUCCGCAAAUACCAACGCUCCUACGAUCUCCUCAUCCAAAAGCUUCCCUUCGCACGCCUCGUCCGUGAAGUCGCCCUUGAAAUGCUCCCCUCAGACGUAGGCGCAGAGCUCCGGUGGCAGUCGCAUGCGAUCCAAGCGCUACAAGAAGCCGCAGAGGCGUUCCUCGUGCAUUUAUUCGAAGAUACUAAUUUGUGCGCACUGCAUGCUAAGCGCGUGACUAUUAUGCAGAAGGAUAUUCAGCUUGCACGAAGGAUUCGUGGUGCUUGGGGUGGGUUGGGGUGA